UUAUACAGCUAAAUUUGGGAGUACAUUGUGACAGGUGGAAGUAUUUUGGUGUUUAAUUGACGUUCAGUUGUUGAAACCCUACAGAAGUGUUUGGCUGGAGAAAUGCUUAACUGAAGAUGCUGAGGAACUUCAUCAAGUUGACUGGAUUUUGUGAAUGAGGUAUGGACGUAACAUCACAGAACGAGUAAUGGUGACAGGGAAAUAAAUAAUUGUUGUUACUCAGCACAGACAGAAGGAGAGCAUUGUCCGCAGACUCUCUACAUAAUUGGAUGGAGAUACAGGAAUUCUUGAUGAGCUCCUAAUAACUUCAUUUGAUGGAAAGACCAUACAAAGAAUUCAUCAUCAGUGAAAAGAUGGUGAAAUACUUUUUAUUUUUUCAAGAAUAGACAGAAAAAUACGGAUAUACAGUGAUUUAUGUGUUUGUAAACAGUCUUAAUAAUUACAACAAACCAAGAUGUCUAUGUAUCGGAGUAUGAACCCACCACUGUCACCACGUUUCUCCAACUAUAGAACCACAGAUUUACAGACAUUGGCUGACAGAUAUGCUAAUACAGGAUCUGACAAGUAUAGCUCCACCUCGCCAGGAUCUGAACGACACGCCCAGCCAGAUAAAAUAUCCCUGAUUGACCGCAUUCCGAAUACGGACCGUUCUCUACACAGUGAAAAAUCCCAAGUGGACAAAGCCAACAUUGAGCGGUCGUCUCUGGACAAAUAUUCGUUAUACUCCACAGAAUCCAAAAACAAAGAUCAUGAGGAUGACGAUGAGUUUAUUGGGUUUGCCACAUUACCGGAUCAGGUCCAUAGGAAGGCAGUGAAGCGAGGUUUUGAGUUCGGACUGAUGGUGGUUGGUGAAACAGGACUUGGGAAGUCUACCCUCAUCAACAGUCUCUUUCUGACAGAUUUAUACAAGGAUAGAAAAAUACCCAAUGUGGAAGAGACCGUGAAGAAGACAGUUCAGAUAGAGAAGAAGCAACUUGAGAUAGAAGAGCGUGGUGUCAAACUCCGUCUUACUAUUGUUGACACCCCGGGGUUUAAUGAUUCUGUGAAUGGAGAGGAGAACUGGAUGCCAAUUAUAGAUUAUAUUGACAACCAAUUUGACCAGUACUACCAAGCUGAGAGUGGACUCAACCGUAAAAACAUCCAGGACACUCGUGUUCAUUGUUGCCUGUACUUUAUAUCCCCCUACGGACAUGGACUUAAACCAGUAGAUAUAGCUGUGAUGAAGAGACUACAUACCAAGGUCAACAUUGUCCCGUUACUAGCCAAGUCUGACAUUCUUACUCCAAAAGAGGUCAAAAGGUUAAAGACCAAGAUAUUGGAAGAGAUUAAGGAUAAUCACAUUCAGAUUUACCAGUUCCCUGAGUGUGAUAGUGAUGAGGAUGAAGAGUUCAAGCAACAGGAUAAAGCCUUGAAGGCAGCCAUUCCGUUCGCAGUAGUGGGCAGUAAUACUGUGGUGGAGGCAGGAGGCAAGAAAAUCCGAGGACGCAUGUACCCAUGGGGGAUAGUAGAAGUUGAUAAUCCUAAACACUGUGACUUUGGCAAGCUACGACAGAUGUUGAUCAGCACCCACAUGCAGGAUCUGAAGGACAUCACAGCUGAUCUGCAUUAUGAAAAUUACCGUGCUGAACACCUUGCAGAGGAGAUGAAGAGUUCCAAAAGGGACAGAAGCAAACUGAAACGAGACUCAAUCGUAAAUUUGGAUGCUGUUACGGAAACAGACAGGCUACUGCAGCAAAAGGAAGCUGAGAUACAACGGAUGCAAGCUAUGCUGGCCAAAAUGCAGGCACAACUACAAAGUAAUCAACCUCCAGUUAAUGGGAAAGUAGCCAAUGGUUAAUCACCUUUACAGUCAAACCCUACUCUUCCUGUUUAUUGUCAGUCGAAAUUGGUUACAGAGAAAAAAAAAGAACAUUACACCUGGUACCACCUUUCUGUUAAUGACUUCAUGUCUCAGGGAAGGCAAAAUGGUGAAUGAAAAUCAAAGGUCCAGCAGAAACUUGUUAACACAUUUAUUCUAUGAAGUUUUCUUCAUCUGGAGUAGAACUUGAUAGACAUUGAAAUAUAGGUAUUUCACAGAUGUUUGGUGUGAAUGAAAAGGUCAAUUUAUAAGACGAUGAAGUGGGACUGCAUUGUUAUAGAAACAUGAAUCUGAUAUGGUGAAUGUGAAAAAAAUCUCUACCUGUUUGAUGUUUUUCAGAAAGUGAAUAUUGAGUUUUAUCGUAGUGCAUGUGGAGUACAGAAGUAGAAAUACCUCCCUUGUGGAGUACAGAAGUAGAAUUACCUCCCUUGUGGAGUACAGUACAGUAGAGGAGUGAUAGCCUUGUUGAAUACAGCAGU
Molecule: messenger RNA, 2337 nt
Organism: Ylistrum balloti
Lineage: Eukaryota; Metazoa; Mollusca; Bivalvia; Pectinida; Pectinidae
Product: septin-2-like
Exons: 15
Coding region: 455-1837 (460 amino acids)
Biological process (GO): regulation of exocytosis; cytoskeleton-dependent cytokinesis
Cellular component (GO): synaptic vesicle; microtubule cytoskeleton; septin complex
Molecular function (GO): GTP binding; molecular adaptor activity; GTPase activity
Source: RefSeq, a predicted model, not a curated record